AUGGAUCCGUCAGCCCAGCCGUCGAAGCCAAAACCAGCGCUGCCUUCGUACCUCGCCGGAGCCGCACAACCAUCUCCGUUGCGAACUCCUGUGUCUCAAGAAGCGCGCGACAAGCGCGAGCGAGAAAAAUUAUACGCUGCCAUCGAGUCGUCAAGCACGGUUGGCAGGCAAUUGGUCGACCUGGACGCGCCCGCUCACCUCUCUUCCAAGAAAGCAAUGCCAGGUAAAGUCGAUGUGAAUGGGCAUCCAGCCAAAGAGUGGAAGUCGUCGAGGGGAAUAAUAGACGAGGAGCAUGCGAGGGACGCCAGAGACGAGGCACAGAUUGCUACUCCUUCGAUCAGUAGACCGGAGAGCCCGUUCACGCAGCAUCCGACCAUAGAUUUCGAUGGCUUGAGCUGGCCCAGUGCUGGCACGAGAGCGAGGCUGGAGGCCACUCCAGAAGAGGCCAAGGCUCGGUUGGAGAAGCUCACCGGCGCCGUUCGCACCAUUCUCGAAUGCGUGGGCGAGGAUCCUGAUCGUGAGGGCUUGUUGAAAACACCCGAGCGCUACGCGGAGGCUAUGAUGUUCUUCACCAAGGGCUACGAGGAGAAUCUAAGGGACAUUGUGAAUGGCGCCGUCUUUCACGAAGAUCACGAUGAGAUGGUUAUUGUGAAGGACAUUGAGAUCUUUUCGCUUUGCGAACAUCACCUUGUGCCGUUCGUUGGGAAAAUGCACAUCGGCUACAUUCCCAACCGUCGUGUGAUCGGCUUGUCAAAACUAGCUCGAAUCGCCGAAAUGUUUGCCAGGAGACUCCAGGUGCAAGAGAGACUGACAAAGCAAGUUGCGUUGGCCUUGUCUGAGGUGCUGCAGCCACAAGGUGUAGCAGUCGUGGUAGAGUCGAGUCAUUACUGCAUGGUUAUGAGGGGUGUAGAGAAAACUACUUCGAAGACCAUCACGAGUUGCAUGCUUGGACGCCUGCGUUCAACCGCAAAGACACGGGAGGAAUUCUUGAAGCUCAUCCAGCACUAG
This is a messenger RNA of Verruconis gallopava, 1008 nucleotides long. Its product is annotated as GTP cyclohydrolase I. The record is from RefSeq and is a predicted model, not a curated record. Bases 1 to 1008 code for a protein of 335 amino acids. Gene Ontology annotation, biological process: tetrahydrofolate biosynthetic process; tetrahydrobiopterin biosynthetic process. The transcript is spliced from 3 exons. Gene Ontology annotation, cellular component: cytoplasm. Gene Ontology annotation, molecular function: zinc ion binding; GTP cyclohydrolase I activity; GTP binding. NCBI's taxonomy places the organism in Eukaryota, Fungi, Ascomycota, Dothideomycetes, Venturiales, Sympoventuriaceae.